This is a messenger RNA of Ectocarpus sp. CCAP 1310/34, 407 nucleotides long. The record is from the annotation of a GenBank genome assembly. NCBI's taxonomy places the organism in Eukaryota, Phaeophyceae, Ectocarpales, Ectocarpaceae.
AUGUGGAAAGUGCUGAAGAAGAUGACAGAGUGUACGAAAAGCGCGGUCAUGCUAGACGGAGAACUGUCGAAAUUGCUCAACAUUGAACAGGGGGUCCAACAAGGUUGCCCUCUGUCCCCAACGUUGUUCCAGAUGUCCAUCAACGAUCGGUUGAAAGUCGUAGAAGCUGUCAGGAAGGGAGUAGAACCCGACGACGACAUGCGAGGCGCACAAGACCGAGGCGUGCCGGACAGCUUAGACCCCUGCGCGAGAUGUGAAGAAGCGGUCAGGUUCAUGGAGUACGGGAACAACCAGUUUUCCGGGUGCACCAGCCACCCUCUGUGCAAGGCGACCAGAAAGACCCUCAAGAACGGCGCGGUGGUCGAACUCAUAUAAUACUGUUUGCGGAUGACUUUGUUGGGAUGUCU